CAAAUCGAAGAAGAAGGCGAGAAAAAGGGAGGAAAAAGAAGAUGAGCGUGUUUUCUCUGGUCAGCAUGGCCAGGCAGUGGUGUGACGGCCACUCCACAUCCAUUCUUUGUGUCAGGGUUUCUCAGGACACUGAAGGCCUUGUGGCUUCAGGCUCCGAGGGUGGAGAAGUAACUUUGUGGAGCCCAGACAGUAGCAUCAUAGGGCGUCUCACUCUGCCUGAGAAAGAGGACAGUACAAGUGUAGUUUUUUCACCCACAGCCCUGGGUCUGUUGUAUGUGUCACACGGGGACACGGUGAGUGUUCUCGACCCGCGGAACCUGAAGGGUAGCGUAGAAGCAUUUCAAGGUGCUGGGGAAGAAGAGAUCAAUGCUUUGGCACUGAAUGAAUCUGGUUCAGUCCUGGCAGCAGCAGAUGACUCCGGAGCAGUUAGGAUAUUAGAACUUCCUGAUGGAAAAGUGUGCAGGACUCUUCGGAGACACACAAACAUCUGCUCAUCUGUGGCUUUCCGACCUCACAGACCCAACAGCCUGGUGUCUGCUGGACUGGACAUGCAGGUAAUGUUAUGGGGCCUGCAGAAGAUCCGUCCCCAUUGGACCCUCAACCUCCAGGAGUUGGCAGAAGAGGAGGGGGACCAUCAGCAGCAGACUGGGCAGCUUUUCAACCCGCCGCUGGCCCAUUGCAUUUCUGUGGCAAGUUGUGGAAACAUUUUUGGUUGUGCUGCAGAGGAUGGACGGGUUCAUCUGAUGCGAGUCGGCAGUGGUUCUAAACUCGAGCAGCAGGGAACAGUCAAAGCUCACAGUCAAGGAGCCUCCCAGGCCCACUUCAUUAGUUUCCUUCCUCAUCCAUAUUGGCUCGCCACCGGGGGAAAUGAUGGUCAGGUUGCCAUGUGGGAUCUUAGUAGGCACCCAGUAGUCACAUCAGAACAAAAAACCAAAUCGACCCAGGUGUCCCGACCCAGGAAGGGUAAGAACAGAACAAAGCACAAAGGGCAGUGUCAAGAUAAAAGAGUGACGGUUCAAAGAGAGAAAGAGAAACCUGAAGAGCCCACAGAGGAGGAGACGGAGAGUUCUGGGCCCAAACUGAGUAUCAGCCAUGGGGACAAAGUGAACUGGUUGUGUCCCGCAGUGCUGAAAGGGGAACCCAGUCUGAUCGUUGCUGAUCAAAGCUGCCAUCUAACAAUCUACUCUCUCUCUCAGCUGUAGUUUCAUGCAUUUCAAAGUGAUUUCAUUUUUAGUGUGGUGUGGUUAAUACACUGUUUUGAAUGUAUUGUAUUGUUUAUACAAGCAGGUCCAUAAGUAUGUGGACAGCGACGUAACUUAUGCCUGUAAUUUUGCAUUUGUCCACCACCACAAAGGAGUUGAACUGAAACAAGAGGUGCUUUAAGCUUUAAUCCAAGGAGUUUCACAAAAAAGUAGCUGUUACAGUCAUUGUUAUACACAGUUCUGCCACUUUUAGGGGUCAUAAGUAAUUGAACAAGCAAGGUAUGAAUGUUACUGUUGGUACAAAUCA
Messenger RNA from Thalassophryne amazonica, 1509 nucleotides. It is a transcript of the gene wdr53, whose product is annotated as WD repeat domain 53. The record is from RefSeq and is a predicted model, not a curated record. The transcript has 3 exons. The coding region runs from base 42 to 1202 and encodes 386 amino acids. Gene Ontology annotation, molecular function: protein binding. Lineage: Eukaryota; Metazoa; Chordata; Actinopteri; Batrachoidiformes; Batrachoididae.